GUGGAAGAAAGUGGGAAACGAGAGCAAUUCAGGUUUAACCAUUCUGUGGAAGCCAGAUUUGAUUCAGCCAUCUUCGCCACUGAGAAAAAGAAGCUGGAUAAGGCAAAAAAAGAGCUGGAAGAGGGUAAGAAGCUUUUGUCUGAACGUCAAAAAUUGAUUAAGUUGGCCGAUCGAUCCGAGUGUGGUUGGACCACGGUUUCCGAUUACGUUACUGACGACUUGGAGGAUACUCCCGAGGACAAACGUCGUUUUUCUAAAGCUGAAAAUUCGGCAAACAAGGCCCUUGACUCUAAAAGAGAGAAAUCGCGGGUUAAAUCGGGUUCUGCUAAUUACAAAUUUUUCUCAUGCUUCUAAUUCACGCCUCGGCGCUGACGACGCUAGCUGUCAAGUUCCCUUUCAGUUUCGAGAAGCCGCAUUUCGGCUCAGUUCAGGAGAGGAGCCUGCUUCCCUUAUGGAUCGGAAGGACACUGGAGAAACAGCUGCCCCAAUCUCAUUUCUUCAGGAAGAUCAGAAAAGCCAACCACGUGAAGCCUUUAAUUUUGAAAAUUUUUCAGAUUCUUGUUUGUUUAAAGUUGGCUCCCUCAGGGAACACGUUGAUUUUUGGUCCAAUUCCAUUCCGGCCUCGGAUUUUAUCAUUAACACUAUUGUUGAAGGCUAA
Molecule: messenger RNA, 658 nt
Organism: Porites lobata
Lineage: Eukaryota; Metazoa; Cnidaria; Anthozoa; Scleractinia; Poritidae
Source: the annotation of a GenBank genome assembly